Molecule: messenger RNA, 5472 nt
Organism: Puma concolor (puma)
Lineage: Eukaryota; Metazoa; Chordata; Mammalia; Carnivora; Felidae
Source: RefSeq, a predicted model, not a curated record
AUGACGUCCUCCCUCCUGACUCCCCUCAACCCUGACGGCAGGGGCUUAUGUCUAAUGCUUCAGUCGCCAGCGUAUGAGCUUUUCCUUGAACCAAAUGGAGUCUUCCUGCAAGAGCCAUGUGACCUUGCCUUUCAGACCGCAGCAGAGAAGUCUCCUGGAGCAUAUUUCCUUCCUGAGUUUGCACUUUCCCCUCAGGGAAGUUUCCUCGAAGACACAACCGGGGAGCAGUUCCUCACCUACCGCUAUGAUGACCAGACCUCAAGAAAUGCUCGGGCCGAGGAAGACAAAGACACCAACUGGGAUGCUUGGGGCAGCUGGAGUGACUGCUCCCGGACUUGUGGGGGAGGGGCAUCAUACUCUCUGCGGAGGUGUCUGACGGGGAGGAAUUGCGAAGGGCAGAAUAUUCGAUACAAGACGUGCAGCAACCAUGACUGCCCUCCUGAUGCAGAAGACUUCAGAGCCCAGCAGUGCUCCGCCUACAAUGACGUCCAGUAUCAGGGGCGUUAUUAUGAAUGGCUUCCACGAUACAACGAUCCUGCUGCCCCCUGCGCGCUCAAGUGUCACGCACGGGGACAGAACUUGGUAGUGGAGCUGGCACCCAAGGUACUGGAUGGAACUCGCUGCAACACGGACUCUCUGGACAUGUGUAUCAGCGGUAUUUGCCAGCUAUCACCGGCCUUCUCUCCUGAUCCCCCAGCUUCUACCACAGUCCCCCUCAGGUCCAUUAUCCACACAGCAGCCCAAGUGAUUGCUUUGAAAGGAGGUGGGGAAGCCGGCGCCUUGAAGGAGGUGCGGCUGGUGACCCACGGGCCAGUCUGUUACAUCCCUGCCUCCUUAGAGCGCAUCCCGGCGGAGAAGAGGUUCCGCCAGACAAGCUGGGACCUCAGCCCUGAACGUACUAGCAAGGACCCUUCCCAGAAUGCCACGCGCAAGAAUUGCUGGUCGCCCUGGACAGCCCCCAUCGUGGGUGCCGUUAUCCUAGGUUUCCCGCAUCUUAUUACAGGUCAGAAAGCAGACCCUCUGGAGGGGACCUUGUUGAAGUCUGGAGGGGUAACCCUUCCACCCCCCUCAGCGGUGACUGUUUCGGAGGCCGCAGUGAUGUCCUCCUCUCAGAUCCUGCUGGGGGAAGAAAAUGUGAUUGCUGUUCCUUUAGGCAGUCGAAGUGUAAGAAUUACACUGAAAGGACCGGCCCAUCUUUUUAUCGAAUCAAAAACACUUCAAGGAAGCAAAAGAGAACACAGCUUUAACAGCCCUGGAGUUUUUGUUGUAGAGAACACCACGGUUGAAUUUCAGAGGGGCUCGGAGAGGCAGACCUUUAAGAUCCCAGGACCUUUGAUGGCUGAUUUCAUUUUCAAGACCAGGUACACGGUGGCCAAGGACAGUGUGGCCCAAUUCUUCUUCUAUCAGCCGAUCAGUCAUCAGUGGAGACAAACCGACUUCUUCCCCUGCACUGUGACAUGUGGAGGAGGCUAUCAGCUCAACUCGGCCGAAUGUGUGGAUAUCCGCUUGAAGAGGGUAGUUCCUGACCAUUACUGCCAUUACUACCCCGAAAAUGUGAAACCCAAGCCCAAACUAAAGGAGUGCAGCAUGGAUCCUUGCCCUUCGAGCGAUGGAUUUAAAGAGAUCAUGCCCUACGACCACUUCCAACCUCUCCCUCGCUGGGAACAUAACCCUUGGACUGCGUGCUCGGUGUCCUGCGGGGGCGGGAUUCAGAGGCGGAGCUUCGUGUGUGUGGAGGAGUCCAUGCACGGAGAGAUACUACAGGUGGAGGAGUGGAAGUGCAUGUACGCGCCCAAACCCAAGGUCAUGCAGACCUGCAACCUGUUCGACUGCCCCAAGUGGAUUGCCAUGGAGUGGUCUCAGUGCACGGUGACUUGUGGCCGAGGGUUACGUUACCGCGUCGUUCUGUGUAUCAACCACCGUGGGCAGCACGUUGGUGGCUGCAACCCACAGCUGAAGUUACACAUCAAAGAAGAAUGUAUCAUCCCCAUCCCGUGCUACAAACCGAAAGAAAAAAGCCCAGUGGAAGCUAAAUUACCGUGGCUGAAACAAGCCCAGGAACUAGAAGAGCCCAGAAGAGCAACCGAAGAACCAUCGUUCAUCCCAGAGCCCUGGUCGGCCUGCAGCACCACGUGCGGGCCGGGCGUCCAGGUCCGGGAGGUGAAGUGCCGUGUGCUCCUGACGUUCACGCAGACGGAGACCGAGCUGCCUGAGGAAGAGUGCGAGGGCCCCCAGCUGCCCACCGAGCGGCCCUGCCUCCUCGACCCCUGCGACGAGAGCCCUGCCUCCCGCCAGCCCGACGCCUCUCCCCGGGAGGACAGCACGAUGACCUACCACUGGGAGUACGCUGGCUUCACCCCUUGCACGGCCACAUGCUUGGGAGGCCAUCAAGAAGCGAUAGCCGUGUGCUUACACACCCAGACCCAGCAGACAGUCAGUGACACCUUGUGUGAUAUGGUCCACCGCCCUCCUCCGAUGAGCCAGGCUUGCAACCCGGAACCCUGCCCGCCCAGGUGGCACACCGGCUCUUGGGGGCCCUGCUCGGCUACCUGUGGCGUCGGAAUCCAGACCCGGGAGGUGCACUGCCUCUACCCGGGGGAGUCCCCGGCCCCCCCCGAGGAAUGCAGGGAUGAGAAGCCCCACGCUUUACAAGCCUGCAGUCAGUUUGAUUGCCCUCCUAGCUGGCACAUCGAGGAAUGGCAGCAGUGUUCCAGGACCUGUGGCGGGGGGACUCAGAACCGAAGAGUCGCCUGCCGGCAGCUGUUAACGGACGGCGGCUUCUUGAAUCUCUCCGAUGAGUUGUGCCAAGGACCCAAGGCGUCUUCUCACAAGUCCUGCGCCCGAACAGACUGUCCUCCACAUUUAACGGUGGGAGACUGGUCGAAGUGUUCCGUCAGCUGUGGCGUUGGAACCCAGCGAAGAAAGCAGGUGUGUCAGAGGCUGACCGCCAAGGGCCGGCGCGUCCCCCUCAGCGAGGUGAUGUGCAGAGAUCUCCCAGGGCCCCCUCUCGUAAGAUCUUGCCAGAUGCCCGCCUGCAGUAAAAUGAAACCAGAGGUGGAGACAAAACCUGGUGAGCAGGGGCCCCAGAUCCUCGGUGUCCAGAGAGUCUAUAUUCAGACGAGGGAGGAGAAGCGCAUUAACCUGACCGUUGGGAGCAGGGCCUACUUGCUGCCCAACACGUCUGUGAUUAUUAAAUGCCCAGUACGACGAUUCCAGAAAUCUCUGAUCCAGUGGGAGAAGGAUGGCCGUUGUCUGCAGAACUCCAAGCGGCUCGGCAUCACCAAGUCAGGCUCACUAAAAAUCCACAGCCUCGCGGCGCCCGACAUCGGCAUGUACCAGUGCAUCGCGGGUCCUGCCCGAGAAACCAUUGUUCUGAAGGUCAUCGGUGCCGACAACAGGCUGGUGGCGCCCCCGGCCCUCGGAGGGCCUGUGAGGGACCAGCCUGGGACGGACCACAACGACGCCAAUAGCUUGGGCUCCACCUGGCAGAAAAUGAGGCAAUUGUGGGGUCACACAAAUGAGCCUUAUCCGGACAACGGCCAAGCUGAUAACCAGCCUUUCCUGAGAGCGCUGUUGGGCCACUGUGGCACUUCUGCGGGGAACCCCCACUCCUGGGAGUUUAAGGAUAAGCAGCUUGAAGCGGCCGUUAAGCAGGGAGCGUACAGCAUGGAGACCGCCCAGUUUGACGAACUGAUAAGGAACAUGAGUCAGCUCAUGGAAACCGAGGAGGUCAGUGGUGACCUUGCGUCCCAGGUGAUCUAUCAGCUGGUGGCCGAGCUCGCUAAGGCACAGCCAGGGCAUCCGCCAUGGAGGGGCGUCCAGGAAGGGGUGCCUCCCGCAGCUCAGCUAAGGGGGACAACAGGAAGUGUGCCCCAAGGCUCGAAUGCAGGAAACUCAGGCAAGCUGACAUUCCAGCCAAAGGGACCUGUCCUCCUGAGGCAAAGGCAGCCCACCUCGGUUUCAUUUAAUAAAACGGUAAACUCGAGGAUUGGAAAUACAGUAUACAUUACAAAACGGACAGAGGUCAUCAACAUCCUGUGUGAGCCCGUCACCCCCACUCAGGCCACAUAUACAUGGACCAAGGAUGGGGCGUUGUUAAAACCCUCAGAAAAGAUCAUCUUGGAUGGAAUGGGGAAAAUGCAGAUACGGAACCCGACAAAGAAAGAACAAGGGAUGUAUGGAUGCUCCGUAGCUAAUCGUCUGGGUUCCGACGUGGAGAGGUCUUCUGUGUUAUAUGCAGAGGCACCUGCCAUCUUGGCUAUUGCGAGAAAUACCAGCAGACGGGAGCACAGCCAUCUGUCCGUUGUGGUUGGAGGCACCGUGGAGGCACCCCUGCAAGCAAACGUGACAAUCCGCUGUCCUGUGAAAGGGAGGACUGUGCCUCCCUGGCACACUGACAUGUUCCCACUGGCAAGGCCGGAACACAGGACCUACACGGGAGGCCGGCUUCUAGUCGUGGGGCUGCUGGGUGAGCGUAGCUGGCCAAAGUUUUGUGGGUCCAAUUCUGGAGUCUCUGUUCUAUUCCAUUGGGGUUUGGAACCAAAACAAAGACGGUUGGACAGUGAAAGUGGAUUUCCCAAGGACCAGAAAAAGCAUAGGCCCCAGGCAUCUGACACAGAGACCAGCAGCAGUGACCCAACAGGAGAAGCCCUACCGUCAGAGCCUUUUUGGGAGCUCGGUAACUGGACGCAUUGUUCUGCCAGCUGCGGGCCCUUGGGAGCCCGAGUUCGGAGACCCCGGUGUGUGACGGCCAACGGGCAGGAAGUGAGUGAGGCCCUUUGCCAUCACCUCCAGAAGCCGCCGGCUGGGUUUCAGCCCUGCAACAUCCGGGACUGCCCCUCGAGGUGGCUCACAGGUGCCUGGUCGGAGUGCUCUGUGUCUUGUGGGGAAGGAUUCCGCAGUCGCCAAGUGACGUGCGUGCACACCAGAGCCAAUGGAGCCACGCAGGUGAUGUCUCCGAGGGCCUGCGCUCCCAAAGACAGGCCUCUGGGAGGAAGGCCAUGCUCCAGUCACCCGUGCGGCCAGUGGGUCGUUGGACCGGGGGGCCAGUGCCCUGCGCGUUGCCUGGGUCGCACAGCGAGGAUGCCGCAGCAUCGCGCAGCUUGUCAAGGCCACAACAGCUCUGACUCGGGCUGUGACGACAGAAGCAGACCCACCUCGAAGGGGAACUGCUCGUCCGGGGCGUGUGACGCGUGCUGGCGCCCCGGCCCCUGGAGGCCCUGCACGGCGGCCUGCGGCAGGGGCUUCCAGUCCCGGAGGGUCGACUGUGUCCACACCAGGAGCUGCUGGCCCGUGGCUGAGAGACACUGCGUGCAGAAAAAGAAACCGGCUUCCUGGCGGCACUGUGUGGGGCCUUCCUGCCAUAGAGCCUGCAUGGACACCACACACUACUGUAUGUUUGUAAAGCAUCUCAACUUGUGUUCGCUCGAUGUCUACAAACAAAGGUGCUGCUGGACGUGUCUGGAAGGGUAA